AUGUCUACCCUCCAGCCCCACAAUGCUGAUUUCCAUCCCCAUUCUUCGCGCCUUGCAGAAAGCUACGUGAUACCCACUAGCGUCUUUCUCCGUACGAUUCAGGAGCUCGAUUCGCGACUUCAGAAUGCACAGCACCAAGUCUGGCUCAACACAGUUGAAAAUGUAAAACUGCGAGAACAGCUGGGCAGAUUGACGCAUGAGAAGGAGAAGCUCCAGCGCGAGCUAGAAGUACAAGAACAGGUUAUCAACACGCAGCAAAGGCUUAUCUCGGUUUUGGAGACAUAUCAAGCGGAAAAUCCUACGGGUCUACAGUCACUCAUCAACUCUAACAACACUGUAUCCAGAGUUGAACUCCCUGAUUGCGAGACCCCACCAUCGCAGCUCCCGAUAUCAGUAUCACCACCCUUUCUUAUGCCCGAAUCGUCAACACUGUCAGCAGUACAAUCCUCGUGGGGGAACAGCGAAAUGGGGUUGACGGAAUUGGAGGAGGCAGUAGCGCAGAGCGCUGGCAGCCACGGUAAGAGAAAAGCGCAGACGGAGGAGGGCAGGGAUAACAAGCGACAGAAAGUAUAA
Messenger RNA from Anthostomella pinea, 573 nucleotides. NCBI's taxonomy places the organism in Eukaryota, Fungi, Ascomycota, Sordariomycetes, Xylariales, Xylariaceae. The record is from the annotation of a GenBank genome assembly.